Aureobasidium musti is the source of this 2876-nucleotide messenger RNA. Lineage: Eukaryota; Fungi; Ascomycota; Dothideomycetes; Dothideales; Saccotheciaceae. The record is from the annotation of a GenBank genome assembly.
ACAGAGAUAUGUCAGCCUCAAUGCCCGAACACGAGCCUUAUACCACCCGCGAUGAUAGCCAACGGAGAUGUUCGACCUGCAACAUUGUCUUUCAGAGAACAACACACUUACGACGUCACAUGCUGACACACACUCAAGACAAGCGAUUUCUGUGGAUCGUAUCUGAAGUUGAUCUGAAUCUCAGGGAUACACUUCAUCGGCAUCAGAUAACUCAUCGCACUAGUUCUGUUGGCAACCACGUGGGGCCUGCUGAUGUUCUCUCCCCUCGAGCCUGCAGAGCUUGUGCUAGUGCCCGGGUGCGAUGCUCCAGACAAAAUCCUUGCGAACGAUGCCACUCAAGACGGUUUCAAUGUGUCUACGAGGAAGCAGAACAAAGAGCGGAGCCAAGCGCAGACCACAGGCAAGAAUCAAACAUAGUAUCGGUGCAACCUCGCGAAGAAGCUCCUAGUCUUCCUCAAGAUCGCUUGACAACUAUUAGCGCAGAGCAUAUGAGUGCAGAGCAUAUGGCACAGCAAGUACAAGCGCCGCUCCCUCAAGAUCGCUUGACUACUAUGAACAAUAGUACAGAGCAUAUGGUUCAGCAAGUACAAGCGGCUCCACUCGAUGAGAGCAACACAUCGUUCUUGCCGGCUACAGGCUCACAGGCCACGCAACCACAAGACAGGUCUAUAAUGAAUGCCACCUGGGUAGCCCAGGAUCCCGCAGCUGUGUCACCCUACAACUACCAGGAUCAAAGGAUGGUUGCACCUUUAGUUGAGAGAGAUGCACCAUCUCUACCAGCGACAAACUGGCUACCGUACACUAACGGCAUGGACUGGGACUUCGACUUCUAUAUGACUCAGGCACUGAACAAUUUUUCUCCCGCCUUGGGUAUGCAAUCGAGCAUUUGGUCUCCCAGUGCAAAUCCUCUGGAAAAUGCUGCCAUUAACAUCGGUACGAGUCCUGAAGCCGGAAGUAAGGGAUCUGUUGCAGAAGACUCUCCCUCGAUAUCAGUCACCAACUCAGUGGCUUCUUCGAAGCGACAUGGGACGUUUUACGCGGACGGAGAGGUGAGUCGGCUGGCAAGACAUCGUAACGCUGAAGUCUUGCAGAAUCAAGACCAUGUAAGCAGGAUGGGAAACAGACUCGAAUUCAGCAACAUAGAAGCAGAACCGUUGGCCACGACUGCUGCUUCUCGAUCAAUUAUCCCAACGAACACGUACAAUCGCAUUUUAAAACAAUUUGACGAGCUAUGCAUGACUGAGGGUCCAGUUCUUCUCUUCGAGAAAUUUCGGUCUGACCGAUUUCCCUCUCGUCAAGCUCUGGAAACAUGUAUCGAGUCCUAUUUCGAAAACAUUACUACCGUGUUUCAAGUUGUACACCAGCCUACAGCAACGUUGGAUGGCGACAAUGACUGGAUCCUUUGUCUGGCGCUGGCUGCUCUAGGCGCCGCUAUGUCUUCGUCCGUACCGCUGGUGUCCAACGCUGAGGCUCUGAGAACAUUCCUUCAGCGAGCCAUAAAUACGCAAUAUAUGCUUAUCGGCCGCAUCAAGGGUGCAUCGGAGCUGUCUUUUAUGCAAGCUUGUAUCUUAUAUGAUGUCUUGGAGCUUCAUCUGCAACACAACAUCAAUGAAGAGGCUUUGGCGGGCACCCGAUCGUUCUCGGACUACUGUACCAACAUCAAAAGAUCCCGAUGGCUAAAUUUGACUGAGCCAGUCUGGGACGACACGUGGACAGAAGCUGACUGGAAAGUUUGGGCGUAUCGUGAGAGCCAGCGAAGAGUGGCAUACUGUGCAUGGCAUCUUGACAGUUGGUACUUUCUGACUUCUGGGAAAAACCUGUCGGCAAACUUCUCCCUUAACGAUGUUCAGACACAGCUGCCUGUUCACGAAGCUUUGUGGUUGGCGACAUCGCUGGGAGAAUGGUUGAAGCUCAAAGCAACGCACAAACAGCCGAUGAGUUUGACCAUCUUACUAAGGUCAAUCUAUCAGCAACAGCCGCUUGUCCAGGAGCUUGGCGAUUUCGCACAGAUUGUUGCUGUCCAUGCAGUCUGCCGACGGACGUUGGAAGUAGGAGCCAAUAUUCUUGACCCAUUGAGCGGCCUCGACGCGGGGCAGCACCAUCGGGGCGAGUCCGUCAGGGACAUCUAUUGGCUGCCCUCAGAUCCGGAGUACCAGAAGUGGCGCAACAAAGCUCUGGACUGCUUAGACACCUUACACUGGGGAACACAUGGUGUCAUAGCCCGACUUCAAGGUCUCGAGCCGCCGGCGGUUCUACACUUGCACAUGUCGCGGUUGGUGUUGCUGGUUCCUUACCAGGAUGUCUAUGACCUGAUGUGCGAAGUUGUCUCGUCACAUGGUAACGACGCCUCCUUCUCUCACGUUGGAAACUCUCGCUCGCGCCGAGAAGAUCUCGUGGCGAAGAUCUGGUUGUGGAUCUCCAAAGACCAUUACAAAUCGAGACUAGCUAUUGUGCAUGCUGGGGCUAUGUUCUGGUAUAUCCGGCAUCACGGCACAGGCAACAUUCUUGAGCCGACCAGUCUUUUCGUGGCCAGUGUUAUCCUGUGGGCCUACGGAUCCUUCGUACCCCUCUUACAAGCCUCGACCGACGAGCAGCACCAUGUGACAUCUCGCGUGGAUACAGACGAAGAAUUCGAUCCGACAAUGAUACAAAUUGACCGGCCUUGCGACGAUGAGCUUAUUCAAAUAUUCAUUCGUCGCGGAAACUCCAUGCAGCCGCAUAUGUUGGGCGUAGGCAACAUAUGCCAACCCGGUGGAGCGCACAAUGUGCUCAAGGUUGGUGCGAAGCUAAUCAAGAAUAGAUGCUCGGCAUGGCCAAUCUCCAAGACAUACGAGAGCCUCCUCCUCCAUUGCGCACAAGUAUCGGCAAGGACUUCG